Messenger RNA from Paramecium sonneborni, 7446 nucleotides. The record is from the annotation of a GenBank genome assembly. NCBI's taxonomy places the organism in Eukaryota, Ciliophora, Oligohymenophorea, Peniculida, Parameciidae.
AUGAUUUCUUGGAGGAUUUCUUUUUUGAUUUUUUCUUUUAUUAUUGCAAGUUCAGGCCUUGAUUUAUGCAAACAAUAUCAAACAUACGAAUAAUGCAUAGCUGGUGAUUCUGAAAAAUGUAUGUGGGAUAAUAUAAGACAUCUUUGUUAUAAAACAAAUGAUUAUUUAUAAGGAUGUAGUUAAUUAUUGAAUAAGAAAGCUUGUCUAAGAUAAAUUGGAGAUGUGUUUGGAGAUCUUGCAAAAUGUAAUAGUUAAAAUUAAUUUUAGGUCGUUUCACUACAAUUUGUGAAGAUAUACCUGAUUUAAAAACAGAGAAAUGUUAUAAUAAUUUAUCAAAAUCAGGAUGCUUAUCAGUUUAAAAUCCAGAAUUUGUUUGUAUUUGGAAAAAUGAUGAAUGCACUAGUUUAGGUGCUUCUUAAUGGAGUUCAAUUUAAGAGAAUUUUGAUUCAAUUUUAUAUAGUGCAUCUGCUUGUUCACAUAUUUAGAAUUAUUUGAUUAUGCAUCAUACAAUUCUUUGGAAUUUAAUAUCAUAUUCACCAGAUUUAUUAACUGAAGCUGAUAAUUUAUAUAAAAAAGAACUGGGAAUUGAAGUAAAUGAUAGUAUAAAUUAUGAUGAUCCAGCAACAGUGUUUAUGUAAAACAAUUAUAAAAUGAAUGAUGGAAAAUUUGCAUGGUACAUAAUUAGAGAAUCUAAAUCAAUUACUUUAUCAAAUUGUAUAUUUUUAUGACUAAAUUUAAUAGUGUAAAAGACUUAUAGAUAAAGAGAGGGAUGCAUAGCAUUAGAAAUAGAAAGUGAUAGUGAUUUUACAAAUAUAUUUAGUUUAACUGGUGAAGUUUAAGGUGUAAAUCAUGUAUAUUGUAAAUAUCUGAACAAUAAUCCAUCUAUUACAGAUUAAUACGUUUUUUCUAAAGGAAGUUGUUAAAUCUAUACAUAGGAAGAUUUAUAUAAUUAGGAUAAAUUAGAACUUUAUCAAUUAGAUUGUCUUUCAUUAAACAAAAUUUAAUGUGUUUAUUUUUAAUCCUUGAAACAUAAAUGUAAGAUAAGAGGUUCUGAUUAUGAAUAUCCAUGUGUGAAUAGUGAUGAUUCAAAUAGUAUAGAAGAUAAAGAUUAUACUACAAGUUCUAAAUGUUAGGGGAAAGAAAACUAUUACAUUGAUAUGUCUACACAUAAAUGUGAUAAUUGUUGCUUUGAAUAUUAAUAAAAUAAGAGUAGAAAAUGUGAAGGAUGUUAAAAAUUAAUUGAGGAUAUAACAUUACCAUUUUUAGGUUUUGCUCCACCUAAUAUAUGUAAUUAGAUAGGUUUAGGUAAAUCAGCAUGUAUGAUGAUAAUGAGUGUUUGUGAUUGGAAUAAAGUUUUAAAUAGAUGUUAUACAUUAACAAAUGAUUAGAUAUUAAUUAUGAAAUGUGAAGAGGCAUUUAAUUUUUAUGUUUGUACAAAGGUUAGUUUAAGUGAUUAAUUAUGCUAUUGGAAUUAUGAGGAAUAAAAAUGCAUAAAUAUUUUAGAUUAACCUUUAUUAAUUACUCAUGAUAUUUUUAUUGAUGAUAAUUAUUUAACUUUAUCUAAUAUAAAUUUAUGUAAAUAUAAUAUAAUUGCAGCCCAAUAUAAGGAAGAUCGCAGAAUGUGUUUAUUUAAUGAUAAAUUUGAUGAUAAUAAUUUAGAAACUAUUAAUAAAAAUUAUUGUAUUAAAAAUAUUUCAGGAUAUUGUGCUUGGAAUCAAUACUCUUAGAUUUGUGAAUGUUUUUCUGAAUCUCAAGUAAAAGAAAAGAAAUGUGUAGAUUUGAUAGAUGUAAAUGAAAAACUUUGUUAAAAAGCAAAAUUAUCAAAUGCUGACUUAACUUGUGUUUAUAAUUAGGCAACUAGUUCUUGUAUAGAAUAGAAUUAAUCAGAAGUUAGUGAAAUAGGGUGUUCUGGAAAUGGAUUAUCAGAAAAAGCAUGUGUUGAGAAAACAGUAAAUGGAGAAUACUGUUAAUAUUCUGCUGGAUUAUGUAGAUUAAUAUCUGUUGAAUAAAUUAAUUCAAUUCGUUGUACAUCACUAUAAAAAGUGAAUAAUCAAGUUUGCAAAAUGCAAUCAAUUUAUUAAGUCUUAUGUAUUUAUGAUGAUAGUACACAUUCUUGUUAUUCUCCUACAUUCCAAAAUUCAUUUACAUUUGCUUAGAAUAUAAAUAGAUAUGCUUGCUAAGCCAUUUAAAAUCAUAUGACAUAUUUUGAUGUAGAGUUUAAUUAAUGUAUAGAAUUUUAGGUAAGUGAUACAUAUUUAUUAGAAACAUUAGAUUGUGAAACACAUUUUAUUAGUAAAGAUGCAUGUUUAGAAAUUCGAAAAAAAGGAUAAAAUUGUUUUUGGGAUACAAAUUUAAAUAGAUGUAGGAACUAUACAGAAUAUUUUAAUAAUUGUGAGGAGUAUUCUAAAGCUCCAUCUAGAGUAUGUUCAGCUUUAGAAGCAAAUAUGAGCAGACAAUUUAUGAAAGAAAACUAUUGUUCAUAUACAGACAAUUCUUGUUAAAUAAAUACAAAAAUUUUAGAAGAUUGUGGAGAAUCAGAAUCAGAAUCAGAUAAAAUGAAUAUUCAUAGAUGUGGGGGAAUGACUGGUAUGAUAAGUUCAGAACCAGUUAUAAUGUGUGCAUUCAUUAAUUAAGUAUGUACAUAAUUAGAAGUUUCUACAAUGAAUACUAAAAUUUUCUUAAAUACUAUUUAAUGCAAAUAAGCUAAUUUAGCUGCAUGUACAUCUGUAACUACACCUGGAUAAUUUUGUUAAAAAGUAAAAUCUGAUGAUAUCUCAUAAAUAAUUAUUAAUAAUAAAUGUUAAAACAUUACGAUAUAAGAUACAUGUGCUAAUUUAGGAAAUAUUAGUGAUAUCAAUAAAAAUACUUGUGCUUUUGCUACGGAUGAAUGUGUCUUUGAUAAUGGUUGUACAACUCCAUCAGAUAAUUAUUAAGAAUGUAAUGCUAUCGGUUUAUCAAAAUAAUCAUGCAAACAUCAAACUCUUAAUAGCAGAUGUGCAUUUAUAAAUUAACAAUGUCAGUAUUUACCUGAAUAUCAAAUUGUAUCAAUAUGUGAAUAACUUAAUGAAAUAAGUUGUAAUUCUGUGAGUAAUUGCUACUUAAAUGAAGUUAAGGAAUGUGUACCUAUAGAUCCAACUAAUCUUCCUACUACUAUUGAUAAUAGUUUAAUUUGUUCUGCUAUUUAAAAAUAAAUAUUCUAUAGAAUAUAAGGAAACUAAUGUGAGGAAGUUGAUGAUCCAACUUAAUAUGAUUAAUAUUCGUGUGACACUGAUGGUUUAAAUUAUUAUGGAUGUUUAAAUUUACCUAAUCAAUUCUGUCAUUAUUUUAAUAACAAAUGUUAAUUCCAUUAAAAUAUUUUAUGUUAAGAUACUCCUUUGAAUUGUGAAAGUAAUAAUUCAGACAAUUAAAAAUGUGUUUUGAAAGAUGGUUAAUGUUUCUCUAUAAAUAAUACUUUAAAUUAAUGUGAUUUUUUUGAAAAAACUAACUAUUUAUUUUGUUUGUAAUAUUCUGAAUGUAUAUAUUAUGAUUCAAAAUGUCAAACAUUAUAUUAACCAUAUAGUGUAAAUAAUUGUUCAGAUUUAUCCAAUAUUGCAUUAUGUACAGUAUAAAAUAAAUAACACAAAUGCACAUAUGAAAAUGAUACUUGUAAAGAUAUGGAUAAUUCAUAGACUAUUUGCCCAUCAUUAUUAGGAUAAUAUUCUUAUAAAGUUUGUUAGAACUUCUAAAAUUGUAUUCAUGGAUAUACAAAGAGUGGUUUAGGAUUUUGUUAUUAAGGUGUCAAUUUUUCUGAUCUAACUUGUGAUAAACUACCUAAAAAGCUUUGUAUUGAAAAUCUUACUCACUUAAAUUUAAAUCUAAAAUGUUAUUUUGAUGAAUAAGUAUGUAAAAGUAUAAGUGGAUCUUCCAUUAUUUAAUGUUCAGACUUGGAAUUAUUUAAAUCAAAUUAUGAUGCCUGUAUAUAAGUAAGUAAUAAUUAGUGCAUGUAUUCACACAAUGAUAAUAGAUGUAAAUUUAUACAUGAAUAUUAUGACAAUACUUGUGCAGGAACUACUUUAAAAGAAUGUAAUUAGAUCUAAGAAACUUGUUACUUUGAUGGAUCAGAAUGUUUAUCAGCAGGAACUUCAAUUAAUAAAUAUGGAUGUAUUUAAUAAUCUGGAUUACAUAAAUAUCUUAUUGAUAAAUGUUUAGAUUUGGGAGAAUCAGAUUAUUAAAUAAGUUGUUUAAAUUUAUCAAAGGAAGCAUGUUUGAAAAAUCUAACUAAAAAUAUUCAUUGUAAAUGGAGUAAUUCUUAAUGUUCUCAUGUUCUUGAAUUUGAAAAUAAAUAAAUUACUUCUUGUGAUAAUUUAAAUUAAAGAGCAUGUUAAAAUGUAAGAUUGUCCAAUUUAUAAUGUUAAUGGGAUGAUACAAAUAAAGAAUGCAUGGAUAUAACUUUAGAUUUAACAUCAACAGAUUGUUCCAUUACUGAUUUUGAUUUAACUUCAUUAAGUUUUUGUUCAAGUUAAACAGAAAAAUGUGUUAAAAAUUUUGAAGAAAAUGGGUGUGCAACAAUAUAAGAUAUAGAAUUAAAUAGUUGUAAUAGAUUUGGGCCAAACAGAGAUUCUUGUAUCAAUUUAACUACAGUACCAUGCAUUUGGAAAGAGAUUGGAGGUGGUGGGUAUUGUGAAAAUGCAAAUUUAUAUGAAAUAACUUGUUCAGAUAUAUUAAAUAAAUAUGCUUGUCUAUAAGUUAAAACAGCAUAACAAUACUGUUAAUGGGAUAUGGUUAACAAUUAGUGUUCUGCUUAGACUCUUUCAACAUGCAGUUCUGCAAGCAAUCUUAAUGGAAACUUAGGUUGUAAAGCAAUAUAAACAGAGGCUUGUUUUUUUAAUGCACUUACUUAAAAAUGUACAAAAUUAGAUACAAUACCAACAACAUGUGAAGAUUAUUAUAAUAAAAAAGCUUGUGAAUAAUCAUAAGCAAUUUGUUCAUGGAAUUAAAAUAGUUGCAUAGAUAAAGUAUAAGUAGAAUGUACAAGAUUCUUAAAUUAAUCUAGUUGUUUGAAUAGUAAUGAAAUAGAAUGUUAAUGGAUAAAUAAUUCUUGUUAAGAUUUUAAGAAACUAAUAAAUAAAUUAUUUUGUAAAGAUUUACCUUCGAAUAUAAAUUCACCAGCUUGUAGUUCUAAUGCUAAGGACCCUUGUUAGUUUAAUGUUUAAACUGGUAAGUGUGCACCUUCAUAAGGAAUAAAACAUAACUUAGAUGAUUAUGAAAAAGUCAAAGAUUUACUUAGUAAUUAGACUUAAGAAUAUUAAUCUCCAUUACUUACAAGUUUAUGUGAAGAAUUAUAGACAAAGGAGGAUUGUAUUCGAUCUCGUAAAAAGGAUUAAGCAUGCGUUUGGUUGAAUACUUGUAAAACACUUACAUCAUUUGAUAGUUCAUUAUGCACAGAUACAUUAAAUAUUUGGGGUUGUUUAAAUAUCAAGACUUCAAAUCAAUAUUGUAUUUGGAGAGGUAAAUGUAUGAUAUGGAAUUCUUAAUACAACUUAAUGACUAAUGUUAAUAUUAAUGUUUGUAUUCAAUAUAGUGAGAAUAGCAUAUAUUUAUAGAAUUCAUGUGUGAAUAUGAGUUUAGAUAAAAUUAGAUGUUUAUCAUAAGGAAUUAGUAAAAAGACUUGUCUUGCUAUUUCUAAUGAAGGAUGUUAUUGGAAUGAAACCUCUAAUAGUUGUGCUGGAUAUUAAGGAACAAAUCAAAAAAAAUGUUCUGAUUUUAAUCAAGUGUCUCCAUUUGUUUGUUAAAUGCAAACUUUACUUGCUUGUUCUUAUGAUACAGAUACAAACACUUGCAAAGAUUCUGUUAAAAAUAGUUUAGAAACUGGUAUAUCUAAAUUAGCAUGUCUAUAAAAUACAGAAAUAAGUACUAUUUGGAAUGGAACAUAAUGUGAAGAACUGAAAACAAUUAUCAAUUGUGAUUCUAAAUCAUAAGUUAAUUCACUUGCAUGUUAAAGUGUAAAUGACAAAGCUUGUAUUUAUAACAUUAAAACAAAUUCAUGUUCAAGUAAAUUUAAUAUUAAUACAUUAAAUUGUGAUACAGAAGGAUUAAAUUUAUUAGGAUGCACUUAAGUCAUUACUGAACCUUGUAUUUAUAAAGAAAAUAAAUGUUAAUAAUUUACAGACAUUACAGCACCUUGUAUGACUAUUUCAAAUGUAAAUGCUAAGGCUUGUUCUUCUUUGAAAGACUAGAAUUGUAUGUAUGAUGUUAUUUAUAAAAAAUGUUAAAGUCCUUUACUUACUGUUGAUUUAUGUAAUAUUCAAGGAAUUAAUAAAAAUAUUUGUAAUAGCAAUACUUUAUGUCAAUGGAAUUCAGAUAAUCUUGAUUGUAAAUGUAAAUCAGAUUAAGAAUAAGAACAUUGUUAAAUAGAACGUCCAAAAGAUUGUGAAAAUAAUCCAAAUUGCACAUAUUUUAAAACUAAAUGUAUUAAAAAAUAAUGUUAUCAUUUAAAUAAUGAAUAAUGCAAAGGAACUAUGGAUGGAAAAACUUGUUAUAUUAAUUCUUCAAAUGGAUGUUCUCCUGCUAUUAAAUGUGAAGAUAUUAUAGAUUCUAGUUAACCAUGUUAAUCAAUUUAUAUUAAUUAAGUACCAUGUAUUUAAGGACAUGAUUAAUGUAUUUCAUCUAAAAAUUUUGAAUUAUUCUGCCCUUAUUCAGAUUGUUCCAAUUCUAAUUGUUUUUAUGAAUUUGGUAUUUGUAGAAAGAAAAUUUGCACAGACUAUAAAGUUGAUGAAUGUCUUUAAGUAGAAGGAUGCUUUUUAGAUUAAAAUAAAAUGUGUUAAUAAUUACCAUCAUGUUCAUAUAUUUCUUAAGAUAUUUUUGGAGAUUAAACUUUAACUGUUUGUAAUCAACUUACUUAUAAUGGAUUUAAGUGUAAUUGGUAAAAAUUUGCUUUAUUAGAUGAUACAGAAAUCUGUACCAAUUAACCAUGCGAGUAAUAUUUAAUUAUUAUUUAAUAGAUUAUAUGGACCUUCUACAACUCUAUGUUAAGGAAAUGAAAUGAAUGGUUAUUCUUGUGUAUUAUUUAGUGAAUUGAUUUGUAAACAAUGUGAACAAAUAACAGAAAAAUGUUUCUGUGAUAAAUAGACUAAUGUUUGCUCUUAUUUCAAUGGAAAAUGUCAUUCUAUUUAAUGUUCUUCUUUUCUUAAUAAAGAAUAGUGUUUACAAGCAUCGGAUCGUUGUUAUUGGAGUUCUUAAAUUACAGAAAAUAAUAUUAAAACUGAAGGAUGUGUUAAGGAAUGUGUUAAAAUUAUUGAAUCAGAAGAAUGCAACAAUAGAAUUGAUGAAUGCUAUUAUGAAUCUUUAGUUGGAUAAUGCAAAAAAGGUAAAAAAUAAAUUCCAGAUCUAAGUGUUGACUUAACAAUUGAAUAAUUCUAUAGUCCAAUUCUAUUGUCAUUAUACAUUAUGAUUAUUAUAACAUAAUGA